UUCCCCCCCCUUCUCUCCGUUGGUCGCGGCCGGAGCGGGCGGGUGGGGAGCGCGGCGCGUACCACUGCGCGGAGGGGGCAGGGGGGCGCGGCGGGCGGGGCCGGAUGCAGGCGGCGCGGCGGGCGCUGUGGCCGGGCUGCGAGCGGCGCAGGAUGAAGGUGCUGGUGGCGGCGGCGGCGCUGGGCGCUGCGCUCCUGCUCCUGCUGCCCGCCGCAUCGCGGGCCGACGAGCGCAAGAAGGGGCCCAAGGUCACCGCCAAGGUGUUCUUCGACCUGCGGAUCGGUGAGGAGGACGCAGGCCGCGUCGUCAUCGGGCUCUUUGGCAAGACGGUGCCCAAGACGGUGGAGAACUUCGUGGCCUUGGCCACUGGAGAGAAAGGGUUCGGCUUCAAGGGCAGCAAGUUCCACCGUGUGAUCAAGGACUUCAUGAUCCAGGGAGGAGACUUCACCCGCGGGGACGGCACUGGAGGAAAGAGUAUUUAUGGGGACCGCUUCCCCGACGAGAACUUCAAGCUGAAGCACUACGGCCCGGGCUGGGUGAGCAUGGCCAACGCCGGCAAGGACACCAACGGCUCCCAGUUCUUCAUCACCACGGUGAAGACGCCGUGGCUGGACGGCAAGCACGUGGUGUUCGGCAAAGUGCUGGAGGGCAUGGACGUGGUGAGGAAGGUGGAGAGCACUAAGACCGACAGCCGGGACAAGCCGCUCAAGGACGUCACCAUCGCCGACUGCGGGACCAUCGAGGUGGAGAAGCCGUUCGCCAUCGCCAAGGAGUAAACGCGCCCCCCGCCACCUCCCAGCCAUCAGGACAGGGCGCCGGCUCCUCUGCCAUCACUUUUGUAAGAAGCACACGCACCAAUAAAUGUGACCAACGUGUUUUUUAAA
Columba livia (rock pigeon) is the source of this 884-nucleotide messenger RNA. It is a transcript of the gene PPIB, whose product is annotated as peptidylprolyl isomerase B. Gene Ontology annotation, biological process: protein peptidyl-prolyl isomerization; protein folding. NCBI's taxonomy places the organism in Eukaryota, Metazoa, Chordata, Aves, Columbiformes, Columbidae. The record is from RefSeq and is a predicted model, not a curated record. The transcript has 5 exons. Gene Ontology annotation, molecular function: peptidyl-prolyl cis-trans isomerase activity. The coding region runs from base 105 to 776 and encodes 223 amino acids.